This is a messenger RNA of Cephus cinctus (wheat stem sawfly), 1661 nucleotides long. RefSeq lists its product as uncharacterized. Gene Ontology annotation, cellular component: ciliary transition zone. The transcript has 5 exons. The coding region runs from base 380 to 1495 and encodes 371 amino acids. Gene Ontology annotation, biological process: cilium assembly. Lineage: Eukaryota; Metazoa; Arthropoda; Insecta; Hymenoptera; Cephidae. The record is from RefSeq and is a predicted model, not a curated record.
AGAAACUAUAGAACACCUCGAGAACUAUUGAAAAGCCUACUGUUGGAACAUUUUUAAGAAAUUGCGGUGCCAACUUCACACCCGUGUAGCACUUCAACUUUUGAACAAUGUUUCAUUAAUAUGCUUUUUCAAUAGUUCUAGAGGAGUUUUUUAAUUCCUGAUAGGUUUUAACAACAGUUCUGCUACGUAAUACCAUUAAAAUACGUAUUUUCCAAAAAUUGAGUCGGCUCUCCGUUUGUAUCAUACUUUACAUUGUAUACACUAGCCGCGUAUCCAUAGUAACCCUGCAGCGCCAUAAUUACACAACAAGCUCUGAAACCACAGUGUCGACACAUUCGCUUUUCAUAGAAAGUACCACAUAAUCAACGCUCUAUCCAAAAUGGAUAAAACCAUUCGUUUACGCGAUCGGAAUACAUUAAAAAACAAUCAUCGAAAGUACAAAAAUAAGCGCGAUACUUCUAUAGCAUUCGAUAAAAACGCUCGUCAAAGUAACAUACCGAAAACUAAUAUGAAUUUAAAAGUUGCCAAUUCUGAAAACGUCCAUUCAGAGGAAACGGACUGUGUAAAUCCAAAACAAGAACACCAACAUAAGCAGUAUAAACAAUCGCAAAAGCAAAUAAGACGCAGUACCUCUGUGCGCAAAAUUAAUAAUUUAAAAGGCAGUUCUGCUACUCGUGCCAGUAAGGUCACCAAAAAAUCAAGAAAAACGAAAACGAACCACAGUGCGACCAAACUUCCGAUAGCAGAUAUUCUUGAUGAAACCAAGGAAAUGCCAUCCCCUUCUGAGGACUCUGCACCCCUUCGUGAUCUUACAACGGACACGAUCUAUAUUCAAAGGGGCGAUGCAGACUUCAGCGCUGUCAAAAUAUUGAGACGUAACACUUUCGAAAGUCCUUACGUAGAUGCAGAGCGCAAACAUUCUUCUAACCCAAUUGAUAUCUCCGUUAAAACACAGAAAUUUUGGAAAUGCACAUCCCUCAUAUAUCAGGGCCUUUUAGGCGGGCUCGGGCUCAUGCAUUUCAUUUUGAUGCAAACAUACUUCGAACGCAACUUUGAUUCCAUCGCAACAUACUCCAACGUUUCGGAAAUUUAUACCAAUGUCUUCUCGUUCUUGACCGUCAUGUGCCUCGUUUCGUCACUCGAUAGAUGCGACGCAGCUCAUCUACAUGGAAACCACAUACGAGAAAUCUAUCUCAACGCCUCUGGAUCCGUCAUUGCGAUUCCUAUGUACCUAACUAUGCUUUGUCUACAUCAAACAACAGUUCAAGUGGAUGAUAAAUUCUCGCUGAUACGCUACAACAUUACCACGUUGACGAACAACAACGGUCGACAAAUAUUUCUGGAGGAACUUGGAUCGUGGCAAGCGCUCACAAUGACUAAAGAUAUUCUAGCAUUCAUCGCUUGGAUAUGCACCUGCGUAGGAAGUCGCGCUGAUCUGCUGCUUAUCCAAUUGGAAACUAUGCAAAAAUCUGCAAACACGCCGCGCACAACGUAAAUUUUCAGGAUUAUAAAAAAAUUUUAAUCCAUAGUAGAUUGUCCGUGAAUUGUGCCGUUCGUUCGAUCAAUUGAAAGCACAAAUGUACAAUAAUUCGCAAGUUUAUUUAUAACAGAAUAGCAUUUGAUAUGUACAACAUUUAUAAAGUUUACCCAAACACUAACGG